UACUACCGGCCGCCCUACUCCGCGCCAGAUCUUCCGAGCACGCUCAGAUAUGGCAUGGUCCCGAUAGCCGUCCUGGCGACCUUGUCUGUGGGGAGUACCAUCACCCUCAUCGGAUUCAUCGUGAGCCGCUUCAUCACCUGGAAAAAUCACUACCGGACCUUCGUUGGCUACAAUCAUUAUGUUGUCUUGGUGUUGAACCUUUUGGUCGCGGAUCUUCAGCAAAGUAUGGCGUUUCUCAUCGAGUGGCAUUGGUUCAGGAAGAAUCGGAUUUUGGCUCCUUCGACUGCGUGCUUUGCGCAGGGUUGGUUGCUUCAUUCAGGAGAUGUUAGUAGUGGCUUCUUCGUCCUGGCUAUUGCAUGCCACACCUAUUACACUGCAGUCUACGGAAGACGCGUCGGCAACAAAACAUUCGCAGGUUGCAUUAUCUUGCUCUGGAUACUGGUUUACUUUCUCACUGCCAUCGGUGUUGGGCUUCGAGGGCACGAAUUCUACUUCACUGCUGCCGGGGCAUGGUGCUGGGUAUCGCCUGCUUUCGAGCUUGAUCGCCUCUGGUGCCACUACGUAUGGAUAUUCGUCGUCGAAUUAGGGACCGUUGCGAUCUACCUCAUGACGUUCCUUGCGUUACGGAAGAAGACGUCCCAGCUCUUAGUCGGCAGCACGAUUUCAAAGUACAGCCCAAAUCCAGCUACCAUCAAGGCAGUGAACCGCAUCACAAUCCUCAUGACGCUGUACCCUCUGGUCUACGUUGUCCUGACAUUACCUCUGUCUGCUGGACGCAUGUGGUCCAUGUCACAUGGCAGCAGACCAACGAGUGACCUAUUCUCCUGUAUUGCAGGCGCACUAUUGACAUCAUGCGGCUGGGUAGACUCACUGCUUUAUACUUUGACUCGAAAGCGACUGCUCGAAGACUCCAUG
Pseudocercospora fijiensis CIRAD86 is the source of this 915-nucleotide messenger RNA. RefSeq lists its product as uncharacterized. The record is from RefSeq and is a predicted model, not a curated record. The annotation marks the transcript as partial. Gene Ontology annotation, molecular function: G protein-coupled receptor activity. Gene Ontology annotation, biological process: adenylate cyclase-activating G protein-coupled receptor signaling pathway. Lineage: Eukaryota; Fungi; Ascomycota; Dothideomycetes; Mycosphaerellales; Mycosphaerellaceae. The transcript has 4 exons. Gene Ontology annotation, cellular component: plasma membrane.